This is a messenger RNA of Oryzias latipes (Japanese medaka), 1447 nucleotides long. RefSeq names its product colon, intestine and stomach enriched 1 (gene cist1). The record is from RefSeq and is a predicted model, not a curated record. Lineage: Eukaryota; Metazoa; Chordata; Actinopteri; Beloniformes; Adrianichthyidae.
GAUCACAUCCUUCUGUCAAGGAUGUAGCCUCCGUGUGUGGGUUUGCAUUUGAAAGCUGCUGAUAUGACUGCCUGCCUUUUCCCUUCUCAACAUGUCUGAAGCGAUUCACCUCUCUGUUUUGGUGUGCCUGCUCACAGCCACACUCUGCAGCGGCUCUAAUGUUUCCACUACAACUGAACAGAGAAUACCUACAACUGCUUCCACUUUAUUAACUACAAAGACAUCCAACGGCAGCACGCCUCAGCUUCAGACAACAGCUCACCAGGUCGCCACUGAAGCCGUUUCAUCUCCCCCCGGAACACAGGGAAUGGGUGAAACCAGUCCCAGCAGUCCCAGCUCCCGAACACAGACUACACUGAUCACAACGCCCAAUGCUACUGUUUUCCAAGAACACACGGCCUCACCGGCAUCUGGAACACCCAAUGUAACGACAAAUACAACCUUGCAUACAACCAGUCAAGUUUCCUCUCCCAUCUGGAUAAAAGGUGACUUGGGAGCAAACCCCGGCCUCAUAGCCAUCAUUUGCAUCUUCUGUAUCAUCCUUGGCAUGACGUUGGUGGUUCUGGCAGUAAAAUGUAUUCAGUCACCAAGAUCCAACUUCGAGAGGCUUGAAGAUGUGCCCUUGGGGAAGGUGAAUGAAGAGUCUCCAUUUGCGCAUUACUCCAAAUGAUGGAGGAAGCACAAAGGAGAAAAGAGAUCCGUCCGGUCUGCAGUGACACUGAUGUUUCUGGACAGACAUUACCACUUUCAGCUCACACUCUUAUUCGUUGGACUUUUGUCAUUGCAAGUGGAACAUUCCUGCAUCUGCGUUGACUUGUUUCUUUGCUGCUGGUAAAUGAAUAUUAAUCAAAAUUGUUAUUGCAUUACAUGUAAGGCUCCAUUUAUGUGGUUUAAAAGGUACAAAUGUAUUUUCUUUUUAGUUUUUCUGUACAAAUACUGUUGCAUUUUGCUUCAUGGACACUACACAAAACAGUUCAAUAACAUGCAAAUUAUUUUUUGAGGCAGUUUUUGGAAAAUUUCACUUUUAAAUUCCGUCAGAAUUGAAAGUUUGAAAAUGAAGGUUUAAAAUGAAUUUUUAUCCAUGCAAAUGCAUCUGGGAUUCUGAUGUAAAUAUAUAAUUUUCCACAGUUGAUAAUUUUUCCACAAUUGAAAUUUAUUUACGGGCAAAGUCAUUAAAAAAUCGUUUUCUGAAUAAUUGUGGUUAAAAAAUUGUUUUUUUAAAUCAAAAUGAAAAAUUGGAUAAACUUAUUAAAUAAACUAUAAUUGAUUCACUCACUCACCUGUAUCCUAUUGUUUUCAGUUACAGUAACAAAAAUUUAUUUUUUUCCCUGUUCUUUACAGAUAAUAUUUAGUUCCAGCUAAACGGUCCACCGUGUUCAAGCGUCCUAAUUGGCAGUGUUAAAUCUUUUGUUUAAGAAUGUCAAUAAAGUUAAGGAGGAAUGUAAAA